Closterium sp. NIES-65 is the source of this 899-nucleotide messenger RNA. The record is from the annotation of a GenBank genome assembly. NCBI's taxonomy places the organism in Eukaryota, Viridiplantae, Streptophyta, Zygnematophyceae, Desmidiales, Closteriaceae.
AGGCGGAGAGUUCUCCUCUGGCCUCCUGAGUGCCUACUGUCGUGCGCAAGGCAUCCGUCAGACCUUCACGCUUCCGGACUCACCACAGCAGAAUGGGAUUGCUGAGCGCCGCAUUGGCAUGGUCAUGGACGUCGCUCGUACGUCCAUGAUGCAUGCGGCUGCUCCCCAUUUUCUGUGGCCGUUUGCGGUCAGGUACGCUGCGCACCAGAUCAACCUCCACCCCAGGGUCUCUCGACCGGAGACCUCCCCAGCCCUGCUGUGGACGGGGAAGGUUGGCGAUGCGUCGGCGUUCCGGGUCUGGGGAUCUCGGGAGUUUGUUCGCGACCUGUCUGCGGACAAGCUGUCCCCUCGUGCUUCUCCCAGCGUCUUCCUGGGGUUCCCCCCCGACGCCCCUGGGUGGCAGUUUUACCACCCCACCUCUCGACGUGUUCUGUCCUCCCAGGACGUCACGUUCGACGAGUCGGUACCCUACUACCGCCUCUUCCCCUACCGCACUCCGUCCCUCCCCCCACCCCCGCUCUUCUUGGUACCAGGUCCCCCCCCGGUAGUCCCCCUCCCCCCUCAGGGUCCUGCCCCUUCAGGUGUGUCCCAGGUAGACGCGGUCGAGCCUGUCGAGGUCACUGGUGACUCUGGUGCUGCUGCGGGAGCUGAGCCUGGGGGUGCGGAGUCUAGGGGUGCUGAGCCUGGGGGUGCGGAGUCUGGGGGUGCUGAGCCUGGGGGUGCUGUGCUUGGGGGUGCUGAGCCUGGAGGUGCCGAGCCUGGGGGUGCUGUGCCUGGGGGUGCCGAGCCUGGGUGUGCUGUGCCUGGGGGUGCUGUGCCUAGGGGUGCUGAGCCUGAGGGUGCUGAGUCUGGGGGUGCUGAGCCUUGGGGUGCUGGGUCUGGGGGUGCGGAGCCUGGGG